CCUGCUAGUUUCUGUUUGUUCGAAACGAUUCGAAAGUGUGCUAGAAGGCUCGAUCGAUUUUUCGCUUGGGUCACCGUAAAAUAUUCGGCGACGCCAAGCAUCGCGAACGUGAUGUACAAUUACGAAAUGCUGGAGAUUUUCCGAACGCGAGACCUUAUCGUUUCUAACGCCGCGUGGCAUGUUUCAUCGAGGUCGCCGCGUUUCCGAAAAGCCACAAAAAAUGGCCUUGUUAUGGUUCGUGGGGAUUUUCUCAAUCGUAGUUGCACAGCAAGUACAGGCAGAUUUUGAGGUUUCAACUCAAGAUUUAACAGUGCUAUUAAAUAACACCAAGUCAUUUCAGUUGUACCUCACGAAAAACCUAUCUGAAGAUGUAUUGGUAACCCUACAAGUACAACAUGCAGACUUAGUUUCUGCUGCACCCAAUUUCAGUAUUCCUGCAAAUAGUGCAGAAAAGGAAUGGAGUAUAUUUGUAACUGGUCAUCGUGCAGGACAUUCAGUGGUUAGCAUUAAUGUCACACCCAGCAAUGUUACAGAUUUUUCACAAGCAUUUGUCAGAGUGACAAUUGAAAAGUCAGACACACUUUACUAUAUGAGCAGUGUGGUAGGAUGGAUAUACUUUCUAGCAUGGAGUGUGAGUUUCUAUCCACAAAUAUACAGCAAUUACAAACGCAAAAGUGUCGUAGGAUUAAAUUUCGAUUAUUUAUCGUUAAAUCUGGUUGGUUUUAUUAUGUAUGGAUUAUUUAACUCUGGCCUAUUUUGGAUAGAAGAAGUAGAGUUGGAAUAUUUUAGGAGAUAUCCAAAAGGUUUAAACCCCGUACAAGUGAACGAUAUUUUUUUCUCUUUACAUGCAGUAUUUGCAACUGUGAUAACAAUUAUUCAAUGUUUUAUAUAUGAGAUAGGAAAUCAGAGAGUAUCUAACACAGCACGUAUUAUUCAUGGAGUAUUUGCAGUCUUUAUAAUUACUUCUAUGGUAUUAGCAAUAGUGAAAACAGUAACGUGGCUUGACUUUUUGUAUUAUUGUAGUUACGUUAAAUUGUGCAUAACUUUAAUCAAAUACGUUCCACAAGCAUUUUAUAAUUAUAAGAGGAAGUCGACCGUUGGUUGGAGUAUCGGCAAUAUAUUCUUAGAUUUUACCGGUGGUAUAUUGUCAAUGCUACAGAUGGCAUUAAACGCAUACAAUUAUGACGAUGUGGAAAGUAUUUUCGGAGACCCGACGAAAUUUGGUUUGGGAUUCUUUUCGGUCGCGUUUGAUAUAUUUUUCAUUAUACAACAUUACGUUUUGUAUAGGAAUCGUAAAGAAUACGUCGAAGUACCUGGUAAUAAUUACGGAGAGUCGCAAGACAACGCAUCGAGCAGUUACGUUGCUUCAUCUAAUAUUAUUGUUCCCGACUAAUUACAUAU
This is a messenger RNA of Habropoda laboriosa, 1401 nucleotides long. It is a transcript of the gene Ctns, whose product is annotated as cystinosin homolog. The coding region runs from base 179 to 1393 and encodes 404 amino acids. Gene Ontology annotation, biological process: L-cystine transport. Gene Ontology annotation, cellular component: lysosomal membrane. Lineage: Eukaryota; Metazoa; Arthropoda; Insecta; Hymenoptera; Apidae. The record is from RefSeq and is a predicted model, not a curated record. Gene Ontology annotation, molecular function: L-cystine transmembrane transporter activity. The transcript is spliced from 9 exons.